CAUUUCCCUUUCUCGCUCCUCUCUCCCUCUCUCUCAUUUGAAGCUCAAAGCCAUGGCUACUCUAACGGCGGCCGCAGCUCGUCAACUCGCCACUUCAAGUCGCAUCUCCACGGCGAGAACCUCGUCUCUCCCUUCCAAUAUAAUCCACCGCCGCGGCCUCGCCGGCGCUGCUGAUCACCAUGGACCCCCAAAGGUUAACGUCUGGCAAGACCCAUUGAGCCCAUCUAAAUGGAAGGAAGAGCAUUUUGUAAUUGUCUCCUUAUCUGCCUGGGGUCUACUCAUCUUUGGAGGUUACAAGUUCUUCACUGGAGGCAAAGGCAAGAAAGAAGAGAACCUUGUGGAAGCAAAGCACUGAGGUUUGGAGUUUUAGAUAUUCCCAGAACUUCUUCGUGAUAACGAGUUUGCUUGGAUAUAACAUGUCUUCGUAUUUCUUUCUCAUUGUCAGAAAAUGAUCUAUGAUCGGUCUGUGGAGAUCGAUCCAUUGAAAAAGUUGAGGUCAAUGGUUUUGUUGGGAGUUCAUGCCCCUGUCGAGUUGUGCUCUUUUUGUAGUUGCUUUUACGAUCCCAUGAGUUAACUUUUCAUGUUUUCAAUAAUAUAAUGGCAUCCUUCGUACAAA
Messenger RNA from Pyrus x bretschneideri (Chinese white pear), 616 nucleotides. RefSeq lists its product as uncharacterized. The transcript has 4 exons. The record is from RefSeq and is a predicted model, not a curated record. The coding region runs from base 53 to 355 and encodes 100 amino acids. NCBI's taxonomy places the organism in Eukaryota, Viridiplantae, Streptophyta, Magnoliopsida, Rosales, Rosaceae.